UUUUCUUCUUUUAUCUUUUUUUUAAGCAAAGUUUAUUUAUAAAAGCAUGUAAAGUCUACGCAGGUUGCCCGAGUAACGUCAUAUUAUUUAUUUGAAGAAGAAUCCGCGAAGAGCAAAGUAAAUUUCACGAUGAUAUGCAACAGGUUCUGAAUGCGUCUUUCUCGUUGUCCUGCUCCGUCUCUCACUCGAGAAUUAACAGUUACGAGUGAAAGUGAUGUGGUCUGGCUGACGCACACCUAUCCGACUCCUAACAGUUCGCAGUGCAUGGCCGAACGGAUAGGUUCUGCUCUACGUUUUUACUACGUAUUAUGUUAUUAAAGCAUAUUGCUUACGGUUUUAUCUAAAACAUAUGGAACACUACACCGUCACAUUAUUGUUAUCGUUAUCACGCACACAUUACGAUAAAAAAAACAAGCAUAUAUUAUUAUACUAACAAAAAGGACGUGUCAUCACAGAUAGUGUUCUUUAAAUACUAUAUAAACGGUGCAGUAUCACAGAAACCCUACAAUAUAUAAUACUGUUGCAAUUCGCGUUACAACGCAUUAAAUAUAUCGCAUCAAAGAAAAUCGGCGCGUUAUGUCUUUCACCAUUGUGACGUUUCUACUCACGAUUCUACUUUUUGGGACUAACGACGCUCACGAACUCUUAAAAUUAAAACAUAAUAAAGUAGUCGUUUGCUACGUUGCAUCUUGGGCAGCCUACAGAGUGGACAAUGGUGCGUUUUCCAUAGGAAAUCUGCGUCCAGAGCUUUGUACCCACUUAGUGUAUGCAUUCGCUGGUUUAAAUGUUACAUCCUGGAAGAUUAGAAGUCUCGAUCCUUGGGCCGAUAUGGAAAAAGACGUAAUAGGCAACUACAGGAAGAUGACAGCUCUUCGACAAAAAUAUCCAGGUUUAAAAGUAUCACUAGGUAUCGGUGGAUGGAACGAAGGCAGCAAAAAUUAUUCAAAUCUCGCUUCGUCACCGAAUCUUAGAAGAACUUUUGUCGCCAGCACCAUCGAGUUCCUCAAGACGUAUGAAUUCGACGGGCUGGACCUUGAUUGGGAAUUCCCUGGUAGUCGUGGAGGUGCUCCAAGUGAUAAACAGAAUUUCGUUCAUCUCGUGAAGGAACUGAGCGAUGCUUAUAGAGAACAUCACCUUUCGCUGACGGCAGCUAUUAGCGCAGACAAGAAAACUAUUGAUUUAGCGUACAAUAUACCUGAAAUUUCCAAAUAUCUUAAUCAUAUUUUCGUGAUGGCAUAUGAUUAUCACGGUACAUGGGACAAGAAGGUUCUACCGAACUCUCCGCUCCGAAGCAACGACGGAUUAAGUGUGGAAGAUAGUAUUACAUAUUUGUUGGAACGUGGAACUCCAAGCGAGAAACUAGUCUUAGGAUUACCGAUGUACGGAAGAACAUUCAUUCUUGCAAAGAAACCUGAAGAGCCUAAUAUAAAUCCGAUUGGUCUUCCAGCUCUGACAACUGGCUUCAAAGGACCUUACACUGGCCAAGAAGGUUUUAUGGGAUUUAAUGAGAUCUGCGAAUCACUAACAAAAUAUUCAAAUGAUUGGACUAAGGGAUGGGAUAGUGAUACUAGCACAGCUUACGCGAUUAAGGAGGAUCGUGUUGUCGUUUAUGACAAUAUCAAAACUAUAAUGGCUAAGGUGGAGUAUGUAAAGAAGAAGAAAUUAGCGGGUGUUAUGGUGUGGAGCAUCGACACAGAUGACUUCCGAGGUGAAUGCUAUGGGUCCGAUUUCCCGAUCAUGACAGCCAUUAAUAAAGUUCUAGCAAACACCACUACUAUUGAUGUAAAACCACCAGUAGCUCCAAACGCAUCGUCCAAGCAAUUACUUUCACACGUCGUCUUAAUAUUAUCGUUCAUGAUGAUUUAUCUUACAAAAUUUAAUUAGAAUUAUAUAUAUUAUUAUGUCUAUUCAUAAAAUUUAAUUGUUACGUUAUAUGCGAGUGAUAAUUUCAUUUGUAUUAAUCAACAAAAGAAAAUUCGAUUUUAAGUAUAUUUAUGUUUAAAGAGGAGAAGAGAGUAUGUGUGUGUAUGUGAAUAAUGACGAUAAUAACUUUA
Messenger RNA from Odontomachus brunneus, 2054 nucleotides. Its product is annotated as probable chitinase 2. Gene Ontology annotation, molecular function: chitin binding; chitinase activity. Gene Ontology annotation, biological process: chitin catabolic process; carbohydrate metabolic process. NCBI's taxonomy places the organism in Eukaryota, Metazoa, Arthropoda, Insecta, Hymenoptera, Formicidae. The transcript is spliced from 9 exons. Gene Ontology annotation, cellular component: extracellular region. The coding region runs from base 577 to 1884 and encodes 435 amino acids. The record is from RefSeq and is a predicted model, not a curated record.